Messenger RNA from Cyclopterus lumpus (lumpfish), 1858 nucleotides. RefSeq names its product THUMP domain containing 1 (gene thumpd1). The record is from RefSeq and is a predicted model, not a curated record. Gene Ontology annotation, molecular function: RNA binding. Lineage: Eukaryota; Metazoa; Chordata; Actinopteri; Perciformes; Cyclopteridae. The coding region runs from base 334 to 1437 and encodes 367 amino acids. The transcript has 5 exons. Gene Ontology annotation, biological process: tRNA modification.
GUACCAGAAAACUAAAAAACGUGCUAUGUUGUGUCUGAACGAGACUUCGGUUCUUUGAAACAUCUGCGGCGCUUUUGAACGCACAUUUAGGCCGACAGGCUGAAUUAUAUUGAAUAUAUUUACACAUGGCCGCCACAUUACGGUCCAUGCGGCUCUGAAAUCUUUCAAAUAUCAACCUCAACUGUAAAGCUAACGGCUAAAAAAAGCCGAGAAGAGUGUGUGUUUGUGUGUGGUAGGGGGGGGGGGGGGGGGGCGGGGGUGCGCGCGCGUUAACCCCAAAACAACCGCGUCGCGCGCUGCUUAUAUUGAGCUUAGACAGGCUCGUCUGCGAACAUGUCGGCCGCGUCCAACGACUCGAAGAAGCGGGGCAGGAAGCGGUACGCGGCGGGACACCACCAGAGCAAGCGGUGGAAGAGCUCGCGCGAGCUGGAGGUGGGCAUGCAGGGGAUCCUCAUCACGUGCAACAUGAACGAGAGGAAGUGCACCGCGGAGGCCUUCAACCUGCUCAAUGAGUACGCCGACGAGCUCUUCGGGCCCGAGAAGUUGCAAGAUAACAAUGGGAGCUGCAGUGACGAGGAGGAGGCUGAUGAAGAUAUUGAAGCAGCGCUGAAGAAGGAGGUGGCACAGCUGAAAGCAUCUGGAGUGAAACAGGAGCGGCGCUUCCAGGCUUUGGCCAGUGGAGCGAACAAUGUCAUCUUCAUCAAAACAAAAAAUCUGGAAUCCGACAAGCUGGUUCAUCGCAUCCUGGCUGAUCUCCACGCCACCAAAAAGAAGAAGUCCCGCGUGAUCCUGCGGAUGCUGCCGGUGACUGGAACAUGCAAGGCCUUCCAGGAAGACAUGGUGAAGUACCUGACUACUUUCCUGGAGCCUUGGUUCAAAACCCCAAACUCUGGUACCUACCAGAUCGCCUUCAAGGCUCGCAACAGCAGCCACAACAAGAGAGACGAGAUCAUCAAAGCCAUCGCAGGUCUCGUGGGGAAGCUGAACCCGAAGAACAAAGUGGACUUGACCAACCCAGAACUGACAAUCAUUGUGGAGGUCAUCAAGGCGGUGUGUUGCAUCAGUGUGGUGAAAGACUAUGCUCUGUAUAGAAAGUACAAUGUCCAGGAAGUGGCUAAAGAGGACACGCCGACUGAGCGGAAGGAGACGACCAAUGAAGAGGCAAAGAAAGAGGAGGCGACCAAUGAAGAGACGAAGAAAGAGGAGGCGACCAAUGAAGAGCCGAAGAAAGAGGAGGCGACCAAUGAAGAGGUGAAGAAAGAGGAGGCGCACGACUCAGAGGAGACGACCACUAAGGAGGCGAAGAAAGAGGAGGAGACGAAGAAUGAGGAAGCGACCAAAGAGGAGGCGAAGAAAGGCGAAGAAGAUGACAACAACGACAAUAAUGUGCCAGAGGACAACAAGGAGGCCGAUGAGGACGAAGGUUACGGGAAGUGAUGGCUCGCGUUUGGUAAAUGUUUUUGGGAUUGUCGGUUUCUUUUUAUUUCUAAAAAGGGGAAAAAAUAGAUAAUUUUUAGGUGCAUGUUUUUGUUUUAAAUGAAAGGUUAAAAACUCACAACUAAAUCCACGACUCAACGAAGGUUUUCUUUAUAUUUGUAAAGAUAUGCAAAUUUUAUCGAGAUCUUCACUUUUUAACAAAAGGGGAUUUUGAAUUAACUGCCCAUGUCAUUAUGUUGCAGCUUAACUGCCAUCAACUCAGUAGUUUUUUUUUUAAUGCUGAAUUUUAUUUUAAUUUCAAAACGAGGGGUAUGGGGGUUCUUCUGGUUACGGUUCUGGUGUGUCACAUUUAGUAACUCUGUAUUUUUAAACUGUUAUUUCCUGAAGCAGUCCCUGAAUUAAAGUUAAUGUGUGUUUGAAA